AAGUGGAGUCGGGAACCGACCCGCAGUAGUAGUUGAUCACAUCUACAGCUGACAAAAUGGUCGUAUGGACAGACUUCGAGCGCUCCACCAUCCAGGACAUCUUCUCCAAGAUGGACUAUGAGGUGGUGGGCCCUGCAGCUCUCACCAGGUGUCUCAUCGUCUACCCCUGGACUCAGAGGUAUUUCGGCAACUUCGGAAACCUCUACAACGCCGCCGCGAUCAUGGGAAAUCCGAUGGUUGCAAAACACGGCACCACAAUCCUCCACGGCCUGGACCGCGGUGUGAAGAACAUGGACGACCUCAAGACAACCUACGCCGAGCUGAGCGUGCUGCACUCCGAGAAACUGCACGUGGACCCCGACAACUUCAAGCUCCUCUCCGACUGCCUGACCAUCGUGGUGGCUGCUCAGUUGGGCAAAGCCUUCACUGCAGAGGUCCAGGCAGCUUUCCAGAAGUUCCUGGCCGUGGUGGUGUCCUCCCUGGGAAGACAGUACCACUAGAGAGCUGCAACUGAGGACCCGCACACGCUGUUCACGAAAAAGCUCUGUUGUUUGUCAUGUCUCAAUGGCGUAAAUAAAUAAAACAUUUCAACCACUCA
Messenger RNA from Gasterosteus aculeatus aculeatus (three-spined stickleback), 598 nucleotides. RefSeq names its product hemoglobin subunit beta-2. Gene Ontology annotation, cellular component: haptoglobin-hemoglobin complex; hemoglobin complex; blood microparticle. The record is from RefSeq and is a predicted model, not a curated record. Gene Ontology annotation, molecular function: oxygen carrier activity; organic acid binding; heme binding. Gene Ontology annotation, biological process: oxygen transport; hydrogen peroxide catabolic process. NCBI's taxonomy places the organism in Eukaryota, Metazoa, Chordata, Actinopteri, Perciformes, Gasterosteidae.